AUGAGUGCGGUCGGGCUAGCAGGAGGGGAUGCUGCCCUCUUGUUCGGCAGCCGGAACCAGAUUGACUUCGUCGUGGACAAUGAAACCGACUACGAAUUGAAGGCCGAAUCCACAGUCUUUGCCGACUGGGGUGACUUUUCCAGGUAUCCGUCGACGGUCCAUCCACUCAGUGAGGGGUGUGGUGGUCAUGUCAUGUCCUCUCAUAGCCCUUUCACCGGGUCCGCUGGAAUGGUGGGCUACAAGAUCUCAACCUCGUCGGGGUCGUUGUGGCUACGGUUCCUCGGCAGCAACCCAUACCUCAGUGUCCGAAGUAACUGGGCUUAUGUAGACAUUUUCACCUGGGACAAAAGCAUCGACCAAGAUUCGUACAAUGAUCUGUACAACAAGGAGUAG
Scedosporium apiospermum is the source of this 393-nucleotide messenger RNA. RefSeq lists its product as uncharacterized. Lineage: Eukaryota; Fungi; Ascomycota; Sordariomycetes; Microascales; Microascaceae. The record is from RefSeq and is a predicted model, not a curated record. The coding region runs from base 1 to 393 and encodes 130 amino acids. The transcript is spliced from 2 exons.